AUUACCGAGGAGACGGGAGACCACAUGCUGAAUGAGAGAGACCUCUUCUUGGCACCGAGCGCAGGAAGAUUUUUGGGAUUGUUUCUGGGGAAACUGUGCAUUUUGGAAUUGGACUGAUUCUUCCCACAUUCCUCAGCUGCUCUAGUCAUGGUAAAGCGUUUAUCGAUUGCUGAAAGUUGUUGAAUUUUGAAAACACCCAUCCAUGCCUCCGGACAACCGACGGCGACCGGGAGAACUUCCGAAAUGAUUUUUUUGGAACCUGUAUGAAGAUGCCCUUUUCACAAGGAAGUGAGGAUUAAUUUUUUUUUUUUAAGAAAGAAACAAACUCUGCUUUCUGUAACCCACCUCCCCGGAAUCUGGCUUUGAAUCCCCCUAUUUUUUUUCCAAACCUUUGGGAAGACCAUCAUGAGGAAGCUACUGUCUCUUUUCUGUUGUUAUCCGUGGAUGCUUUUUUUGUUUUUGGAAGAGCAGGUAUCUGGAAAUUAUCCUCAAACACAGGGUCAUCCAGGGUUUGAGGUGUUAGCAUCCGCUUCUCAUUACUGGCCACUGGACACCGUGGAUGGAAUUCACGAGCUUCAGGAUACCACAGGAGACAUUGUAGAAGGGAAAGUCAGUAAAGGCAUUUACCUCCGAGAGAAGAGAGGAGUCACGUUAUUGUAUUACAAAACCUCUUGCAUUAGUAACCCAGCCCAGUGUGAUCCUGAAGGAGUCACCUUUUCAUUUUUCUGGAAGAUCCAAGGAGAGCAGUCUAGGACAACCCUCCCAGCUUAUGGAGGGCAGGUUAUCUCCAGUGGAUUCAAGGUCUGCUCCAGUGAAGGAAAAGGAUCUGUGGAAUUUUACACCCGUGAGAAUUCCAUGAAGUGGGAGGCCAGCUUUAGCCCACCAGGUCCCUACUGGACUCAUGUUCUAUUCACGUGGAAAUCCAAGGAGGGCCUGAAGGUCUAUGUCAAUGGGACCCUGAACACCACAGACCCAAGUGGGAAAGUAUCUCAUGCCUAUGGAGAAUCCAACGUCAACCUGGUGAUUGGCUCUGACAGAGACCAGCCCAAGAACUAUGAGAAUGGUGCCUUUGAUGAGUUCAUUAUCUGGGAGCGAGCCCUGACACCCAGUGAAAUCAGGAUGUAUUUUACAGCUGCCAUUGGAAAGCAAGUAUUUCUUUCUACCACACCCCCCACUGCUGCAACCAACAUGAAGGUCUCCACUGAUGUUUAUUGUCCCAUCAUAACCAAUCUGACCGAGCAAAGAAGCAAUUCUGAAAACUCAGGGACCAUGCUGAACUACCUUCAAAACAUGUCAGUCAGCUUACCCAAUGAGUCUCUCUCGAAGGAGACUGCCUUCAAUUUCACUGAGACCUUCUUAGAAACCGUGGGAGAGGUGCUUCACCUCCCAGCUUGGACAGACGUAUAUGAGCAACCUUCUGCUGUGUUGGGUUUGAUUGACACCAUCGACAAAGUUCUGUGGCACAUAGCUUACAAUCUGCAAACGUACAAAAUUGCAGUUACCGUCCAGGGCUCAUCUUCAGUAGCAGAGUAUUCGCUGGCCAAAGUGCCCCCAGAGACGAUGACAUCUCACCACUACCGCUUCCCCACCCAGGGACAGAGCUACAUUGAAAUUCCUCGGGAAGCCUUCCAUAGCAAAGCUUGGACUACCAUCGUUGGCCUCCUCUAUCACAAAAUGCACCCUUGUUUCAGCAACAUCCAGCCUACUGACACAAAGAUUAUUGAGGCAGCCAACUACAAAAGCCACUUGAUAACAGCCACCAGCUACCUUAUUUCUCUGAAGGUAGAACCACCACCAGUGCUAUCCCAGAACUUGUCAGGAUCACCUCUGAUCACUAUACGGCUCACACACACCCUGAGUCGGGAGCUAUACAGUGCUGCAAGAAAUAAAAGCAACAUGAUUUUCCGUUACUGUGCAUUCCUGGAUUUCAGCUCCGGAGAAGGCAUCUGGUCAAACGAAGGCUGUGUUCUCAUAGAAGAGAAUCUCAACUACUCCAUCUGCCACUGCAAUCACCUCACCAACUUUGCUAUUCUGAUGCAAGUGGUACCCCUGGAGCUCACUAACCCAUCUUCCUCUCUCUGCGCAGCUGACAAAGGACACCAGGUGGCGCUCUCAUCCAUCAGUUAUGUCGGCUGCUCCCUCUCCAUCUUCUGCCUGACCAUCACCCUGGUCACGUUCGCUAUGCUGUCCUCUGUCAGUACCAUCCGAAACCAGCGCUACCAUAUCCAUGCCAACUUGUCCUUUGCCAUUCUGGUGGCCCAGAUUUUACUUCUCAUCAGUUUCCGAUUUGAGCCAGGAACAGUUCCUUGCAAAGUGUUAGCGGUGCUGCUUCACUUCUUCUUCCUGAGUGCCUUUGCUUGGAUGCUGGUGGAAGGCUUGCAUCUUUACAGCAUGGUGAUCAAGGUGUUUGGCUCAGAGGAGAGCAAGCAUUUCUACUACUACGCCAUUGGUUGGGGUUGUCCGCUUGUGAUCUGCAUCAUUUCUGUAUCUGCCAGCAUGGACAGCUAUGGAGAAAAUAGCAAUUGCUGGCUGUCCUUGGGAAAUGGAGCCAUAUGGGCCUUUGUAGCCCCAGCCCUGUUUGUCAUCAUGGUCAACAUUGGCAUUCUCAUUGCUGUGACCAGAGUCAUCUCCAGGAUCAGCGCAGAGAACUACAAGGUCCAUGGAGAGGCAAAUGGUUUUAAGCUGACAGCCAAAGCAGUAGCGGUCCUCCUGCCCAUCCUGGGAAGCUCCUGGAUUUUUGGUGUGCUUGCUGUGAAUGACCAUGCCAUUGUUUUCCAGUACAUGUUUGCGGUGUUUAACUCUUUGCAAGGAUUUUUCAUCUUUCUAUUUCACUGUCUCCUGAAUUCUGAGGUGAGAGCUGCCUUCAAGCAUAAAACCAAGGUCUGGUCCCUCACCAGCAGUUCUAUUCGCAACAUCAAUGUGAAGCCCUUCAACUCCGACAUUAUGAAUGGAACCCGGCCAGGAACAACUCCCACCAAACUCAAUACCUGGGACAAGAGCAGCAACUCAGCCAACCGGAUUGACCUAUCUGCGGUGUGACCCAGGGCCAGCUUCCCUUCAACCUGAAAUGCCUGCCAUGUCUUUGGGGCUCAGCCCCCACCAGAGCCCCACCCAAAUAUUCUCACAGAUAUUCUUAGUAGGAUCCUUUCUCCUCAUCACUGCCUGGGAAAUGGAAACUGGCUGCCUUGCUUGUCAGGUAACUGGCCAUCUUCUGCUUGCUCUCUUGUGUUUAAUGGAGCUCACCCCUUGGCCAUUAGCAGAGUAACUCUUGCCCUGGUGUACACUGGAUAGCUUGCUCAGUGAUGAGAACAGUAGAUAGAAGGAAAGUAAAGAAAAAAGAACACAACACUCCCCUCCCCCACCCCAAUGCUGCUGUCUGAAGCCCAGAGCUGCAUGGCUACCGUGAACACAAGCCUUCUGAAGGACAAGCUUUGGUUUCAGAAAGAAAAGAAUGAAGAUAAAAUACUUCCUGUUGAGAGUUUGAAGUAAAAGUCUUCUUGCUUCUUUCUGCCAUUCUCUGUUUGCACUGAGGAGUCCAGUCAUCCCAGGGGUGAAUCUGCAGAAUACCAAGGACAGAGGCAAAGGCAAGGAAAUCCAUCUGAAUACCCCCAGGACUUGGAACUGAGAAGAGAGAGCUCUGUUCAGCCUUUCAUACUGUACUGGAGACUCAAACCCAAGGAAACUAACUGUUGUUGUGCUGUCAAGAGAUGCUGAGGUUCACACAGAUGCAUGGAGUAGCCAACCAUCCUUAGGCAGAUCAUAGGUGUAUAUGAACUACAAUCUAUGUGGGAUAGCAUACAUAAAUAUGCAUCUACACACUCACAGCCAAUGGCAUUUGCAUAAACCUACUCAUAUUAUCCUGAGAUCUGUGUAAAAUUAAAGCUUGCUUCAGAAUUCAGAAAGAUGUUACCUGUUUUGGUGAUACCCACUGCAUUUUCCUGAUUGCCUUUCCUUCCUACAACUCUCUGUUGACUCCAAGGUUUGCCUCGAGGUUUUGCCUAUGAGAACCUUCCAGUUGGAGCUAUUUAUAUCCAUGAGAACAGGGGCUCUUUGAGUGCAGGAAUUGUUUCAUUUUAGUCUUUGUUAUCUACCCCUCGGUGCCUAGUAUAGUGCCUUUCACAAAGUAGAGUCUGAAUUAAUGUCUGUUCAUUUGACUUGCCCCAUGGACCUCAGGGCUUAUGAGUGCUAAGUCUUGUCAGGAUAAUGGCACCUAAUUCUAAAAUAAUCCAGCAGCAAAUAACAAAGGAGAUAAGAUUGCAGCAAAAUCCAUGAGUAGUCUCCAUGGCUUAUAUUGAUACAUGCCUUUGGAGUCCUGGGAAAUUCAUGUCAGCCUCCACCUGUGUUUUCUGAGGCAAAGAGACCUGUGAGGCAAAAGAGACAGACUGGAUUCUAUGCUAAUAUUUCCCAGUGGUUUCUGCCACCCACCAUCCCCCUGCCAUGAGGUUUUACUGCUAAACAUAAUCUGACAUUUCUAUUUCCAAAAUUUAUUCCCCACCAACCACUACCAGGGGUACCUCUCACCUAUUUUUUGGAGAGCAUUUGGGUGGGGAUAUAUUAAAUCAUUAUCAUGAGCAGAGUCUUUGGGUCACUCUAAGUUGCCAUACAAUGUUGUAGAUGGAUACUGAAUUGGGAGUCAGCAGAGUCUUGGGUUCAAAUUCUGUUUCUCACAUUUACUAGUUUUAUGUCCAUGGCAAAUCACUUUCCAGAAUUUUUGUUUCCUAAUUCAGAUAUGAGGAUAGAAUGGAAAUACCAGCUGAGUUCAGCACAUGGUAGAAGGACUUCUGGGGUCAGAGUAAGGGAGACAUGGAUUUAAAUCCCACCUCUGAGUCUUACUAUUUUUUGUGAUCCUGGAUGAGUCAUAUGACCUACCCCAGCCUCAGUUUCCUCAUGUAUAGAAUGAGAAUAGCUAUAUUAGUGAUGUUUACUUAGGAGAAUCAAAUGAGCUAAUGGAUAUAGAAUUCCUUGAAAACCUGCUAACCUUAAAAGGCUAUUUAAAUAUCAGCUACCAUUAUGAUCAGUGUCAAUGUCUCCCUCUCACUAAGUAGUGAAUCCAUGAUAGAUCAAGUCUUUGAUACUCUUCUUCCUUUUCAUUUGGCCAAUAAGACCAGAGGAGGGGAGGGGAGCAGUGGGGUAUGCGAUGUGAAUGUGGCUGCAUCUUCUGCUGUGAACGUGAAUGGGUUGGCUUUGGCUCAAUCCUUUUGGAAAUGGCAUUAAUUGUUACAAUGAUGUCUAUGGGAUCAGCCCUUUGAGAAAACAAGGGCUUUAUCGAAUAAGUGUGAUCCAUUGGGAAGUGUGCAAACCAAAUACCAGAGAAUCAUACUGUGAUGACGGAGCUCCAAAUGUUUAUGAAACGUAUGGGCAAGAUAUUUAAACCUAUUUUUGAUACUAGAAGAUGUCUUUGUUUUUUUCAAACUGUGACCAUGGAUGGAUAGAGAUUGGAACCCAUUCCCUUUUUCUCUCUUUGCUGUAUGACAAGACAAGUGAUGUUAGGGGUGAUAUGAAUGAGUCCAAUUCAGUAAGUUAUUAACAGUUGUAGACUGUGUUUUUGUUUUUGCAUGCUUGACUCUUUCUUGUUGGUUGUACUGCAUAGGAUAUAGAGCAGACCCCUCAGCAAUGUGGCAAUAACCUGUUCAAUAAACUUGAAGGAUGUGCCAUUCUGUUGGUGCAGUUGAAUCCCCCCACUGAUGCAUAUCACAACCCCACUAUAACUUAUCUUUGAGUGGUUUUAUGAUUUAAAAAAAUAUAUCAUCUUGGGGUCAAUCUUGGGGAGCCAAGUACCCUACUGCUUCAAUGAAUCUGUAUUCUUUUCCAUAUGGACCCUCAUCCUUUCAAUGAGGAGAGUUGGAACCCAUCCAUGUCUGGAACUUCUCCAUGAUAUCCAGAAAAUCAUCUGAUUUGGGGGAGGGUGUGCACUCCUAAGGACCUUUUUCACCUUGACAUUGCUUGGACACCAACGGAGUGCCCACACUGUUCAUUAGCCAUACUCACUCUUGCAAUGAAGACCAAGGAAAUGCAAUUAGACAAGUGUUAGCUAUCAUUAAGGGUCAAAUCUAGUUCUAUCCAGGGAUAGUUAGUGUUUGUUUUAAUGCAACCCCCUAAUGCAUAGUCAUUAAAUGAUGAUAUGAUUUAUUAUACUUUUCAAUGUGACAGAUGAAUUAAAAGGAGGACCAAGGUGUUCCCUGCAUACACUGAGACCACAUUGAUAUAUCUUCUCAAGGUCUCUUCCAGCCUUUACCUUCCCUCACUCUAUGAUUCAAUGAAAUAGAUUUUCUACAGUUUAGUUCAUGAUUUUUACCCUAUAGCUUGAGAUUUGAAUGGCAUGUAAAGAUAUAGCAUAUCCUCAUUAUGUGUGUGAGUGAAUCUAGAAGUUAGAAAACUGUAUUAUGACUUUGGAAUCUGGAGUUUUUGCUUCUUUGGUGUCUGAUUAACCAAAAUAUAGUCAGGAUGUGAUCUUGCCUCAGCUCAAUGCUGUUUCUUUGGUCUAAGUCUUAUCUCCUGUUUUCCCUGAGUCUGGCUGAUGUGUCCAGAGAGAAACAAUCAGUUCAGAUUUUCUAAACCUUUCUGUCUUAAGAAAUAAAAAUAGUGCAAUGUAUUUAUGGGCUUGUAUAUUGGAGCUUCUGCUAUAUUUCAUCAGUGAAACAUAAUUUGGCCAAAGAUGAAACUGUAAUCGAAGGAAUUGUGACUUUGUAAUAGAUUACAUCACAUAAAUGGUAAUAAAUGCCAGUA
This is a messenger RNA of Dromiciops gliroides (monito del monte), 6726 nucleotides long. RefSeq names its product adhesion G protein-coupled receptor D1 (gene ADGRD1). The transcript is spliced from 25 exons. The record is from RefSeq and is a predicted model, not a curated record. Gene Ontology annotation, biological process: adenylate cyclase-activating G protein-coupled receptor signaling pathway; cell surface receptor signaling pathway. Bases 406 to 3039 code for a protein of 877 amino acids. Gene Ontology annotation, molecular function: G protein-coupled receptor activity. Gene Ontology annotation, cellular component: membrane. NCBI's taxonomy places the organism in Eukaryota, Metazoa, Chordata, Mammalia, Microbiotheria, Microbiotheriidae.